AAACACUUUAUGUCGAGAAGGUCUAAUCGUACUCAUAAAUAUACAGGUACUGGUCUGAAACAUUUAUUACAAAAAAUUCAAAAAACAAAAAUAUAGCGAAGAAGUUUAAAGACCAUGUACAACCAUAUUAAGGGCCUACACAUAAAUGAAUACCAGGGGGAGAAUGAAGAUAAUACUAGAAAGCUGGCGUGUGAAGGUACAGUGAAGCUAAACGCCAAUGCCCAAGAAUUCGUGCCACGUUUCAAGAGGGAGCAGCCAGCAAGAGAAGAUGCUAUAGUUGGUAACAGUAACAUGGACAACACAAUUAACGACGUCCAAAAACCAAAGACUAACCUUAUGUUGCCGUGGAAGGGAUUUCCCAAUAAACCUCAAAAACCUUCUCGCAGUCCCCAGGUGGUUUUAUUAAACGAUGUGGACUACGUAGUUCUACCGAGCACCAAAAGAUUGAAAAAGCCCAUUGACCAACUACUCGUGGAAAAUGUUUCCACUGCGCCCUCAAAAGUCCACUCAAAUGAUCCGGCUCCAGCUGGAAAUCGCAUUGAUCACGAGGAAAGGCGCCGCGAACACGAAAGAAAAGUCGCUGUGGAAGCCUUAAAGUUGGCCGAACAGCGCCGAAUGAGGGAUCCUGUAAUUGCCCCGACGGAGGUCAAUGAAAACUCGAAGAACGUGCGACCACUUAUAAAUAUCUCACGAUCUCCAAUAAAAUUCACGCCAGAGGAAAGGAUCAGAGUGGACCGUUUGAGGGCAGCGAAGAGGGAGCGUAUCGAGCGUAUCCUUCGCGAAAUGACAAACAGCAAGCAGGCGCAAGUGAAGAAAGAGCAGCUCAAGCAGAAGAAGCAGGAUAAUGCACCCAAUGAACCUAAUAAGCCCAAUGAACCUGCUAAACCUAAUCAGCAUCCGGAGAAGACAAAUGAAGUGCCCACGGUGACCAAAAAGAGGUACAUACCCACCACCAAGGAAUGGGACGAGCAAUGUCGUGCCAAACAUUUGGCUAAGAUGGAAGCUGAAAAGAAGAAUCAGAUGGGUGUUCAGGAUGGGAACCCUUCGCAAUCUGCUGUGCCAUCGAAUCCAAUGAGUGUGGUGAACAUAUCUCCGUCGGGAAUUAUUCGUCUGGGCGAUCUGAGGGCCACGGCCCAGCCUCGUUGUAGUCCACCUGCUAAACAAUUGGAUACGGAGAAGCGCAGGGGAAAUCUCACCCACUUCCGACCCCUCCACAACUGGACAAUCCGUCGAAAUCCGCAGGUUCCAUUGAAGAACCUGUGCAAUAAAGAUGGAAAGAUCGUGCAGCGCUAUAGCAUCGAACAACUGCUGCUUUUGGAGCCUCAACCAGAAGAACUGGAAGUGCCUCAUGUGGAUAAGGCCCUGUUAGGCUUGGGAUUUCUGUACGAUUCAUUUAGGGGCUCUACAUAAGUGUAUUCGCCUUCUUAAUCGUUAAGAUUCGAAUUUAAUUUGAACUUAUUGAUUAAAAAACAUUUCAUCUUUUUCCAAUCACUUCACUUGAAUGUCUCAAAUAAAGAAAAGACUGCAAUGCGUAUUUCAA
Molecule: messenger RNA, 1540 nt
Organism: Drosophila mauritiana
Lineage: Eukaryota; Metazoa; Arthropoda; Insecta; Diptera; Drosophilidae
Product: neurofilament heavy polypeptide
Exons: 2
Coding region: 115-1410 (431 amino acids)
Source: RefSeq, a predicted model, not a curated record